AUGCCUGUUUACCUCGUCGCAGAUGAACUAGCCCCGGUUUCUACGGGCGUACGAAUUCCUCCUAGCGAUGAGCUCCACAGAGGUAGAAGACGAGGGGGUGGAAUCAAAGCCCGAUUCACCAACCUUGCAACGUUUGAAGACGAGGUUUCUGCCACCGCAGAGCCGCAGACUUGCCCAACAACUCACAAGUCAUCCACGACUUUUCGAACCAUUUUCGCUGCAUCAUUCCCUUUUUCGAAUCGGCAGCUGGGCACUGACCGUCGCCUGAUUGUGAACCGGGAGCGUCAACUCAUGAUGUACUGA
This is a messenger RNA of Marasmius oreades (fairy-ring Marasmius), 303 nucleotides long. RefSeq lists its product as uncharacterized. Bases 1 to 303 code for a protein of 100 amino acids. Lineage: Eukaryota; Fungi; Basidiomycota; Agaricomycetes; Agaricales; Marasmiaceae. The transcript has a single exon. The record is from RefSeq and is a predicted model, not a curated record.